Molecule: messenger RNA, 3634 nt
Organism: Perognathus longimembris pacificus (Pacific pocket mouse)
Lineage: Eukaryota; Metazoa; Chordata; Mammalia; Rodentia; Heteromyidae
Gene: Fam135b
Product: family with sequence similarity 135 member B
Exons: 20
Coding region: 23-3634 (1203 amino acids)
Source: RefSeq, a predicted model, not a curated record
CAGGUAAUGAACCACAAAGAUCAUGUCUGAAGUACAAGCAACGGUUGAGUUUUCUGUGGAGCUACAUAAAUUUUAUAAUGUGGAUCUCUUUCAGAGAGGGUAUUACCAGAUCCGAGUGACCUUGAAGGUGUCCUCAAGGAUUCCCCACAGACUGAGCGCUUCCAUCGUUGGGCAGACAGAGAGCAACAGUGUGAAUUCAGCCUGUGUCUACGAGAGCACUGUCCGCAGCCGCAUCUUCCAGAUCUUGUACAGGAAUGAAGAGGUGCCCAUAAACGACGCAGUCCUCUUCCGAGCGCAUUUGCUCUUAGACGGUGAAAGGGUGGAAGAUGCACUGAGUGAAGUCGAGUUUCAGCUCAAGGUGGACCUGCACUUCACAGACAGUGAGCAGCAGUUGAGGGACGGGGCCGGUGCCCCGAUGAUCAGCAGCCGCACGCUGGGCCUGCACUUCCACCCGCGGAGGGGUCUGCACCACCAGGUCCCUGUCAUGUUUGACUACUUCCAUCUGUCGGUGAUCUCGGUGACCGUCCACGCGGCCCUGGUGGCCCUCCAGCAGCCCUUGAUCAGUUUCACUCGUCCUGGAAGAGGCUCCUGGCUUGGUAAAGGUGGCCCAGAUUCGGGGCCAGAGCAGUCCAUUAUUUCUCUGGAAAAUUUAGUGUUUGGAGCUGGAUACUGCAAGCCUACUUCCUCAGAGGGGAGCUUCUACGUGCCCUCGGAGAACUGCAUGCAGCACGCCCACAAGUGGCACCGGGACCUGUGCUUCCUGCUCCUGCACGCCUACCGGGGUUUGCGCCUCUACUUCCUCGUCAUCCUGCGGGACAUCCCCGAGCUGCCGCCCAUGGAGCUGGAGGCCCUUGCUGUUGAAGAAACGCUCUCCCGGCUGUGCUCGGAGUUACAGACGCUGAACAAUCCCGAGAAGAUCGCCGAGCAGAUCAGCAAGGACCUGGCCUGGCUGGCCUCCCACCUGAUGGCGCUGUGGACGCAGUUCCUGGACACGGUGACGCUCAACGCCCAGGUGGCCACGUACCUCACCCGGGAGCACCACAGCCUGAGGGUCCGGAGGUUUUCCGAGGCCUUCUUCUACAUGGAGCACCAGAAGCUGGCGGUCCUGACCUUCCAGGACAACCUGAUCCAGAGCCACAGCCAGCUUUCCCUGGACAUCCGGAGCUCGGAGUACCUCACCAGCAUGCCCCCGCUGCCCGCGGAGUGCCUGGACAUUGACGGCGACUGGAGCACUCUCCCCGUCAUCUUCGAGGACAGAUACGUGGACUGCCCGGUGACAGGGCAUCAUUUGAGUCUUUACCCUAAUUUUGACGUUCCAGCCGCGAGUCCUGCAAUAACGGAUCUGAAAGAAAAGGAAGGGAAGCCGCCUUUUCCAGAGGACUUGGCGCCGCCCGCGGCCCGAGCGCCCCACGGGAACUCGGAUGGAGAGAGUGCGAGCUGCCCGAAGGCCGGCGGCGGGCGCGGGGCCCCGGGCGGCCGGGCGGACGUGUGCUCCGAGUCCCAGAUCUACCUGACCAUCGGUGAAUUCCAGGCCACGGCGGGCGUGCCCAGGGACGAGGGCCGGGCCGGGCCCCCGCGGCGCCCCGGGGCGGUGGAGGAGGAGGACGCGCGGGGCCCAGCGCUGACCUCCGCGGACACGGGCGUGCCAUCGGGCAAUGAGCCCCACCCGAGGGCCGAGCCCCAGCAGGCGCAGGCCCCCGGGGGCGCUCCCCACGAGACCCAGGGCCCCCCCAGGACCGGGCCGCCGGGCAAGGUGGGAGCGGGCGGGAGCCACCCCAGAGCAGCCAUCCCCAAAGAGGAGCCCUCGGAGGGCAAGCAGCUGCCGCUGAGCCUGAAGCUCAGCCCGGCGGCGGCCGAGCCCUGCGCGCCCCCGGGGUGCGCCCCCCGGGAGCCGUGCGCCCCGCCGAAGGAGCCGCCCCCCGACGAGCGGGAGGAGCCGUGGGCGCUGUCCGGGGCCAUGCAGCGGUCUUCGUCCCUCAUCUCGGACUCGGGCAUCGAGAGCGAGCCCAGCUCGGUGGCCUGGUCGGAGGCGGCGGCGCGGGGCCGGGCGCUGGAGCUGCCCGGCGAGCGCGAGGCCUGGCCGCGGGCGGGGCGGCGGCGCGCGCGGCACCGGCGCUCGCUGGAGGGCGGCGCGGGGGGCCGAGCGGGCAGCCACGGCAGCCUGCCCAGCGCCAUGCAGGCCUCGCUCUCCUCCAUCAGCUCGCUGCCCUUCGAGGACGAGGAGCGCGAGCUGGCGCUCACCACGCUCACCAAGUCGGCGUCCGCGCCGCAGAUCAGCAGCCCCGACGGGGAGGACGCCGCCGCCGCCGGGCCCCACCGCAGCCCCGGCGCCCCCCGGGGCCGGCGAAGCCUCGCCCCCGCCGCCGCUGACCACGCCGGGGCCGCCCCGUCCCCCGCGGAGCUGGAGCCUCCGGCCUGGCGGACGCCGGAGCUGAAGGGGCCCCAGCUGAGCCCGGCCGAGAGCUUCGCCCUGGACAGCCUGAAGGCCGUGGAGGUGGUCAACCUGUCGGUGUCGUGCACGGCCACCUGUCUCCCCUUCUCGUCUGUGCCCAAGGAGACCCCGGCCCGGGCCGGCCUCCCGUCCAAGCAGACCCCCCCGACGGCGCCCAUCACGCACCAGCCCCUGGGCUCCUUCGGAGUGGUCUCCACCCACGCCGGCCGGCUGGACCAGGACGUCAGCCAAACCAUGUCCAGUUUCUAUCAGGCCAAAGAAAAAUUUAAAAAGGAACUGAAGAUUGAAGGCUUUCUGUACAGUGACUUAACUGUACUCGCUUCUGACAUCCCGUAUUUCCCACCAGAGGAAGAGGAGGAAAACCUGGAGGAAGGCAUUCAUCUCGUCGUCUGUGUCCACGGCUUGGAUGGAAACAGUGCAGAUCUCCGGCUGGUGAAGACGUUCAUAGAACUGGGGCUCCCCGGAGGAAAGCUGGAUUUCCUGAUGUCUGAAAAGAAUCAGAUGGACACAUUCGCAGACUUCGAUACCAUGACGGAUCGGUUACUGGAUGAAAUCAUUCAACACAUUCAGUUGUACAAUCUCUCCAUAUCCCGAAUUAGCUUCAUCGGCCAUUCGCUGGGCAACAUCAUCAUCCGCUCGGUCCUCACCAGGCCCCGCUUCCGGUAUUACCUCAACAAGCUCCACACCUUCCUGUCGCUGUCCGGGCCUCACCUGGGGACUCUGUACAACAACAGCACCCUGGUCAGCACAGGCCUGUGGCUCAUGCAGAAACUGAAGAAGUCCGGGUCCCUUUUGCAAUUGACCUUCAGGGAUAAUGCCGACUUGCGCAAGUGUUUCCUCUACCAGCUAAGCCAAAAAACAGGAUUGCAGUAUUUUAAAAACGUUGUCCUGGUGGCUUCUCCCCAAGAUCGUUACGUGCCCUUCCACUCGGCCCGGAUCGAAAUGUGCAAGACGGCCCUCAAAGACAGACACACAGGGCCAGUUUACGCAGAAAUGAUCAACAAUCUCCUGGGCCCGCUGGUGGAAGCCAAGGACUGCUCUUUGAUCCGACACAAUGUGUUCCACGCCCUGCCCAACACUGCCAACACCUUGAUCGGCCGCGCCGCUCACAUCGCGGUGCUGGAUUCAGAACUUUUCCUGGAGAAGUUUUUCUUGGUGGCGGGACUCAACUAUUUCAAGUAG